This is a messenger RNA of Podarcis lilfordi (Lilford's wall lizard), 1869 nucleotides long. The record is from the annotation of a GenBank genome assembly. Lineage: Eukaryota; Metazoa; Chordata; Lepidosauria; Squamata; Lacertidae.
AUGGUGCGGAUUUUGGCCAACGGCGACAUCGUACAAGACGAUGACCCUCGAGUGCGGCAGAGCACUCAGAACAGAGGAACCUCCUCUCGGCCGGUGAGGAGAAGACCUUUAUGUGGUGUUUCAGUUUUGCUGGGAAUUAUUAUAUGAGGAACUUGAAAGGCUUCAAUAUUCCUGUUGCAAAUGGAUGCUUAAUUCUGAAGUUUGGUCGAUCUGUUCAAAGAUUACCCUUUUAAGUACAUGUGCAUGUUUCCUCUAAAGUAAAUUUGCAAAAUUGAGCCAGGAUUGCUUCCAAGUAAGCAUGCACAGAAUUGCAUUUGGGCACUGUAAUCUGAACCACCUUUGUACUGAACUUGAGAUGGAGAGGGGGAGUUGGACUGGACCACAGUUCCUAACCCUGCCAGUCACUGCCCAUGUGGAGUUCCCUAUUCCAUCUGCAAAUAUGCAGGCUGUCCGGUGAGAUUCCUGAGGUGGCAGCCUGCAGAAAGACCCAAUAUGGGGUCCUCCAGGGGCAGGAAGGAGAAACUUGCUGGAUCCUGAGUCGUCCCCACUGCUGUCACUGGUGCAGCAGAUUUGCCCACCCUUCUGGCCUGACUGCCACGAUCAGCAGGGCUGUGGAUGCUGUAGGGCCUAUGUUGCUGCCUAGCCAGGGUUCACAUGGCAGCCUUAAUUGUGAAUCAUCAAUACUAAUAGGGGUUUUAGUUCUCUGAAGUCAUUGCAUAUCAAAAACAACACCAUUCUCAUCCUAGAGGGGUUAUCAACAGACUCAGGGAAACACCAAGGUUUGUAGAUGUGUGUUCAAAAGAAAAGCCUUGGGUGGGUGGGGUGGGAAAGAUUAAGGGGGGGGGGAGAGGAGGCCCAAAAACAGUUUGGUGAGUACUGAGUGUGCUCACUGGUUACAAAAUACUGACUUGAUUAUUUGGAGCAGGAGUGGGACAUUGUCAGAGGAGUUUGUCAGUCCUUUUCCACAGGCAACCCUAGAAAUUUUAGUUCUUUGAGGGAGGAACAGCAGCUCUCAGCAGCCUUGAUGAAUUACGAUUCCCAUGAUUCUUUGGGGGAAGCCAUGACUGAAAAAGCUGUAUGAUACUGCUUCAAAUGUAUAGUGCAAAUGAAACCAGGGACAGAACAUGAGGGAGGAAUGGGAGGAGGAUGGGAUAUCCUGAAAACAGGAGUAAUCCACACUGCAGCAUUUUGUUUCUGGCUCCAUUUCUGUGUAGGCGGGGAGCCUUCUUUGGCAUUUUAAGUCCAGCUGUCAUAGAUAGGAUUGCAGGCUUACUGUUUCUUAAACCAUGUUGGUUUUUUAAAAAAAUUAAGUUUUCUGGUGCAUUUUAAUGCCUUGCACUAUUUUUAAGGAUGAAGUAGAAAUUAAAAAUAUUUUUAAACAUUGUCUGUGGAAUAUGCUCACCGAAGAGGGCUGUAAGUUUUUCUGUAGUUUCCUCAUUUCUCAAAACUCUCUCUAUGGUAGUACCUGCUCUUUGGAAUCUAUGAACCACUCAAAUGGCUGCAUUUCUGGCUCUUUAUGACUUUUACUGUAUCUGUCAAACUGGAUCUGGUGCCAUGAAUUCACUCUGUUUCUCUGGGGUUCCUCCGCAGGGUUUUUUCAACAUGAACGCAGGCCCUGCUCCACAACAACACUACCGCCAACAGCAGCAGCCGCCGCCUCAGGAUGCAGCAAGGCCAGGGGAGCGCUCACUGCUUUCAGACAUCAAUCAACAGUUGGUGAACAUGGGAUUCCUCACGUGGAACCUUGGAAACCAGGUGGUGGAGCCAGUCAUGUCCAUCCUGCUGCUGCUCCUUCUCAUGAUGGUUGGCGUGCGUGGCCUACUCUUGGUGGGCCUCAUCUACGUUGUCUCUCACUUAAGCCAGCGAUGA